This is a messenger RNA of Megalops cyprinoides (Indo-Pacific tarpon), 1905 nucleotides long. Its product is annotated as beta-galactosidase-1-like protein 2. The coding region runs from base 1 to 1905 and encodes 634 amino acids. Gene Ontology annotation, biological process: carbohydrate metabolic process. NCBI's taxonomy places the organism in Eukaryota, Metazoa, Chordata, Actinopteri, Elopiformes, Megalopidae. The record is from RefSeq and is a predicted model, not a curated record. The transcript has 19 exons. Gene Ontology annotation, cellular component: vacuole. Gene Ontology annotation, molecular function: beta-galactosidase activity.
AUGGUUGUGUUCAGAAUAAGGAAAACUCACAGAAGACAAUAUGGCAUUCUAUGUUUCACUAUCGCUGGGCUUAUUAUAUAUCACUAUAUCAGAAUGGAGCCAGGAUUGAGGAAAAUGAGCAGGAGAGAAGGGCUAAAUGCCAGCUCCUCCCUGUUCACUCUGGACGGAGAGGAGUUCCGAAUACUGGGGGGGUCCAUCCAUUACUUCCGCGUCCCCAGAGCUUACUGGAAGGACCGCCUAAUGAAGAUGAAGUCCUGUGGGCUAAACACUCUCACCACCUAUGUCCCUUGGAAUCUACAUGAACCUGAGAGAGGCGUUUUCAAUUUCAAAAGGGAGCUGGAUUUAGAAGCUUACAUCAACCUGGCGGCUGAGGUGGGACUCUGGGUUAUACUGCGUCCCGGGCCAUACAUCUGCUCUGAAUGGGACCUGGGAGGGCUGCCAAGUUGGCUGUUGCGUGAUGAAAAUAUGAAGCUGAGAACAACCUAUCCAGGAUUCACAGAGGCAGUCAACUCUUUCUUUGACAAACUCAUUCCAAAAAUUGUUCCUCUACAGUUUAAGAGAGGAGGCCCCAUCAUUGCACUACAAGUGGAAAAUGAGUAUGGCUCCUAUGCAAAGGAUAUUAAUUACAUGCCUUUCAUCAAAGAGGCUCUGCAAUCUCGUGGAAUUGACGAGCUGCUUCUGACAUCGGAUAACCAUGACGGAUUGAAGCUUGGUGGUGUGAAUGGAGCCCUCAAAACCAUCAAUCUACAGAAACUGAAUACUGAAAGCCUGAAAUAUCUGGAUGCUGUUCAGCCUCACAGCCCUAAGAUGGUGAUGGAGUAUUGGACUGGGUGGUUUGAUGCCUGGGGUGACCUUCACCAUCUCUUUCCUGCAGAGGACAUGGUUGCUGUUGUGAGGAAGAUUCUUAAACAGGGAAUGUCCAUCAACCUGUACAUGUUUCAUGGAGGGACAAACUUUGGCUUCGUGAGCGGAGCUCUGGCAACCCCCUCAUACAAGGCUUUGAUCACAAGCUACGAUUAUGAUGCCCCAUUAUCUGAGUCUGGGGACUACACCCCAAAGUACCAUCUUUUGAAGGAUUUAUUUAACCGGUAUCACACUGAGAAGCUCCCUGAGAUGCCUCCUCUCCGCUGGAGGGAAGCGUACGAGGCAGCAAUCAUGUAUCAACACCUCUCUCUGUGGGAUGCAUUGCAGUUCACCGGAGAGCCUUUCAGAUCAGUGACACCUGUCAAUAUGGAGAACCUCCCUGUGAACAAUGGCAAUGGCCAGUCUUAUGGAUACACUCUAUAUGAGACUACCAUCACCAGUGGAGGGAUUCUGAACUCUGGUAAUAACGUGCGUGACAGAGCCUUGGUGUUUGUGGACAAAAGUUUCAUUGGUGUUUUUAAGUAUAAGAGCCUGGAGCUUGCGGUGCCUGAUGGGAAGGGCCAACGAACACUGAGUUUGCUCGUAGAGAACUGUGGUAGGGUACACUAUGGGAAAAACUUAGAUGACCAGCGUAAAGGUCUGGUAGGUGACAUUGUGUUGAACAAUAUCCCAUUAAGAGACUUCACAAUUUACAGCCUAGAAAUGAAGCCCAGUUUUAUAGAAAGCCUGUUUUCUGCACCUUGGAAAUACCUCCCAGCCAUGCCCACCUUACCAGGAUUCUUUCAGGGCAGGAUUUUUGUUGAUGGCUAUCCUAGCGACACCUUUGUCAAGCUGCCGGGUUGGAACAAAGGAGUAGUGUUUAUAAAUGGUCAAAAUCUUGGACGUUACUGGGCCAUUGGACCUCAGCAAGCCCUCUACCUCCCAGGACCAUGGCUCAACAGUGGAAUAAACCAGGUCAUCGUGUUUGAAGAACAGGAAGCAGACGGUAAAAUCCAUUUUGAAGAGUCUCCAGAUCUGGGAAUGAGCGUUGACAUUCAGUAA